AUGGGGCUGCCUCGUAGCAAUGACAGCAGCGAUAUGGAGUUACAGCAGCUUAAACAGAAACUGGAACAUUCUUUGUUCCUAGGUCAUGAUCUCGUGUCAUUAGAUGAAGGAUUUGUACCACGUGGCCCUGAGACAAGAGGCUUUGAAAUGGAACCACGUCCGAGUUCGUAUUAUGGCAUCAAUAUCGAGGAAGAAGACGAUGAAGAUGACGAUAUGGAUCGUUUAGAAAUACCGAGUAAUCGAUAUGCUGGUGUGAUUUAUGCAGCACGUUUCUUUGUGACACGGGUAGGUUUUCUUCGCUCAGCGAAGCGUCUUAUGGUGCUCAGUAGUAAUCAUUUAACGAUCGUUGAUCCUUACUCUGAUGAAGUUAAGGAACGUUAUGCAUUUGAAAAUAUCAAGGAAGUUACGAUUGCUUCCGAUAGUGGUGGCCAUAAUGCUGAUCGAGCGUUUGUGAUUUUUAUUGGAAAAAAUCUCAAGGAAACGUACACGUGUCGAUGUAGACAACAAUUAUUGUCUGCAUACUAUCAGCUGAGAGAACGAGCUUCAUCUGUUCGAAAAGAAGAGAUUGAAGCAGCUACUGCAGAUGCUCUCAGUGCUGUUGGAGCGAGUGUAGCUACAAAUGAUAACACGUGGGCUUCGAGCUCUGGAGGCCCCGCAGGAGCACGAGAAAUCAACGCUAAUUUUCUGGGCAGUGGCAUGUACUUUGACAGUUUGUUUCAAUUGUGUGGAAAAACGUUUACGAUGGCGAAACUCAGCACGACACGAAGCAUUGCAAUUCAUCCGGUUAAAGUCGACGUGCUGCUGGCCGUGCGAGCUGCUAGCUUAGAUCGACUCGAUCUGCAGACACGCGCCACACUAUCGUCAAUUUUACUGAUUGACAUCGUGAAGAUUCAGCGAGUGAACACCAACUCAAACGAGCUUGUACUUUACUUUGAGAGCAAUCGAGUGCAUCGUUACUGGUGCGACAGUCGCGAGCCAUUUAUCCAAGCCAUUGCCAAUAAUUUGCGUUCCUGGUUGAGCGUGUCACUCGUCGUAGAAGAGGUAUUUGACUCGUGUGAGUUUGAUGCACUCACGUCGACGCGGGACAUCCCGCAACCCGUAACCUUCGAAAUUCCUGUGUUAAAGAUUAGCAAGAGCAAGACUAAUAAGUUGCAGCUGCGGUUGCUUGGUCUAACCGCGUUAGCAAUCAUCGAGCGAGAUCCAGUGACACGAAAGACAAUGGCGAGCCAUGCAUUGAACGAUAUUUUUAACGUGGUGAUUUACCCAUCAGUGUCGUCUUCUCAAGAAGACCCUGAUAUUGAAUCAUCGGAGGGUUUGAAUGGCAAAUUUGCGCUCGAGUUGAAGCAAGGACUGACGCGUCGUUUUCUUUGUCUGAGCUCAACGGCAAGCAGGCGUGAUAAAGAUGUUAGUUUGGGACUGAAGCGGGUAUCAUCACAGCACGAGAAUGAGCUUCGCCAGCUUAUUGGAGACAUUGCUGGAGAUCUUACCGUACCAGAAUGGCUGAAGGUUGCUGGUUCUACGACAUUGCUUAGUCCAAAAGAGGCACGGAGUUUAUUUUUAAGUAACGUGAUUGAGAUGUGCCGGAUGAACAAGCUGCAUGUUACCUGGUCAACAGAGGAAACGAAAAUUGCAUGUAAGGAAGGAACGUGGGGUACUGAGGUCCACCCUGAAUGGGAAGACAUUUUGUUACGCAAGCUGGUCAAUUUGAAUUUUAUUCCAAACCUUGUAACGAACGAGAGUAUGUCGCAAAUUUACCACCAGUUGGUUCAGUUCAAUCGCAAUAUUCCGUUGGGAGGUUUGCGUCAGCGCGAUCGACGUGCGUUUGCAAGCCUGAUGAAGUUGCUUGAGAAUUUCAAGGAAUACUCUGUGGCUCAGCUCAACAGUCCUUCUAACACGGACGCGCCGAUCCCGACAACAGAGUUUCAAGUGGAGCUGUUGUUGGCUAUCCAGCGUUUGCUUUGCACCCGUGGAGUCUUUGAGGAAGUCCCUAGUUCGCAGUACAAGAACAGUGUCGAGGUGAUAAUGGAAUUGCUUCAUUCCCCAAUGGAGGAAGUAAGCUUUGCAGCAGCGUGUGUGAUUAAGUAUAUGGUAGUCAACUAUUCUGAUACUCGCAGCUUAAAGUCCGAGACAGCCAACCGUCGCGCGACUUUUACAAAGUACCAUAGCCGGAUGUACGUGUCCCGUGCAUUUGACCUGUCAAGAACAAAUCGAGUGGGUCGCAUGCCAUUACAUUCUACCGCAGCGGUAAAGUUUGGGUCCAGCCAUGGAUUAUCGUCAGUAGCGGCAAUGUCCAAUACCGAACGCAGCAUGGCGAAUGCGCUAGCGUAUUCUCAGCUUGGAUUAGACUACCUUGUUCUUGCUAUGGUCCUGCAGACACUUGAAGUUUGCCUAUCUAGUGGAAAGAAGGCAACCCCAGAAAGAGUGGUCAAAGAUUUGCUUCGUGCUAUGCGGUUCGACGAUUUUUCUCGUCAUCACUCUCUGUUUUUGUUCAACCGAUCAUUGAGUUUCUCAAUCACAAAAUGCUCGUCGAUUUUGGUGAAAGUCCAUAUUCUGGAGCAACCUACUGAGCUUGUUGAGCUAAUUCAAGAUUUUGCUAGGAAGCACGGCGCGCUUGUUUGGCAGCUUUACUUAGCACUGUAUACCCAAGACAAAGCUCAGCGUCGGAUCUCAUCCCAACUGGUAGCAUUGCUUACGCACGAAAACCCGCGAUCAUCGUACGUGAUUCGCAAUAUUUUUCCACAUGCGUUGCUGGAUGACCAGAAAGUUACCCAACUUGAAUAUGACGAGUUUGGUCGACAUCUACCAACAGCAAACACCGAGUUGUACACAAAAAGCAACGGUGUUUCGAAUAAGAAUGGUAGCCGCCGCGAAAUCACCAAUGCUACGGAAAACGGACACAGUAAAAUAAGCUAUGGAAUCACCACUCGUGCUCGCUUGGCGCGAAACGCAAAGCAUGCUGUGCUCUUGCCUGAAUUCUUCGACCGCCUGGGUAAAACUCAUGCGACCAAGGAUCUUGUCUGGGGCCCUAACGCAGUUGAAGAAUUGAUUUGUAAGUUACAGGCCGAAAUGAGCGCGCUGGACUUGUACCGUCUGAAAUACUUGUGCUACCUGUACACGGACCCGCUUGCCACGGAUCAUGCGGAAUCCGAAUGGGACGCAUACGAAGCAUAUCGAUACCGCCGCGAACAGCAGCAAGCAAAUUCUGCCCCAUUUCUUUUCGAGUUCCUGCAAAAUGGGUCUAAAUGCCGAUUGGCGAUUGAAACAAUGAAGGGGACAAUCUCAUCAUCAAAUCGAUUCGCUAGGUUUAUGCCUUUAUCGUUCUUGCUGAAUCCAGACACGUUUGACGACGUUGAGAGUGACAGUGGAAUUGAUGAUGAAAAUUAUGACAGCGAUGAUAAUUUUACUGAUGAAAAUGGGUUACUUUCUCGAUCCAACAGUAUUAUACGUUCUGGUGAUACCACAGAGCACAAACACGACGAACAAGACGGCCAAAGUGCUCGUAGUGCAAAUUUGGCCAAAAAGAAAAAGAAAAGUGCAAAGAAAAUGCCACGGUGGUUUGUGGCUUGGAAUUGCAAUGAAUUUCGUGUCGACUAUGAGUGUCUGGAAAGCGAAGUGAAAGUUGGACCGUAUUAUCUUGCAAAUAUUCUUGACGAUCGUGGCGUCCUCGUGGAAGAUAUUGAGGGUGCAGAGAAGUUUAUGACGCUGCUGUAUUAUCGCUUACUCGCUGAAGGCCGUGCCAUUUCUGCCGACAAGCUUUUGAAUAGAGGACGCUAUUCUUCGGCAGAUUCACUUGGCGACUUUGAUCAGUCUGACAUCCGCUUGCUGGUUCUAAAGGUUAUGAUUCAGCUAUACGAGCGCCACUUCAACGAAUUGGGUUCGCUAAUGUUUCUUAAUCACUUUCUUCGAGUGAGCAUGAUGAAAGGUAAACAUGGCGAGGAUCGACGUUGGCCACUCAUUGUCCGUGGCAACAUAAUGCUGUUUCUGGAUCGUGUUCUCUCCAGUGCACUAAAUGUAUCGCGGUUUUUACGUGAAAGUGACAACGUAAGAAUGGUGUUGGAUUUGCUUUGUGAAGUAAAACCGUUGGUCGUUCUCCAAGGGCCUAACGAUGCUGACAAAGAGUAUAUUGUAGAACCUGCAGCGGAUGUUCAGGCUGAAUUUGAUGCAUUUGAGGAUGAGAACGAAGACGAGAAUGAUGAAGAAUACGCUGAUGAUAGAGGCGAGUGUGACGAUGAUGAAGAUGACUUUGAGGAUGAGCGGGAUAUAGCAAGGAGAAUGAUUGACGCAUUGGAAGAGUCUAGUGCAGAGAGCUCUAUCGUUUCGAGCCAUUCCGUUUCUCCAACGUAUGCAAACCGCGUUGACGAUAGUGUACAGUUUGAAGAAAAAUUCAGUCGUGUGACAGUUGUGGCAGAGCAUUGCGGUGCAAUGAGUGGGUCGAUGAUCAUGCAGACUUGCUUAAGUGUUUUAAGCCGUCUCAUCGAUUGUCACACAGCGGAAGAAGAGGGACAUAUGUGCCAGGAUGUGCGUUUUCCCAAAUAUGGACGACUGACGCACUUUGAAGGCUCAAGCGUAAGCCCAAUCAGCUCCAUCAAACAGCGGCUAUGCGAGAAUCAGACGCUACGAUUUUUGGUGGGGCUUUUAGAUUGUCCAAAUCGCAUUGUUUUCAAAAAGUGCCUCGGUUUGAUUCGGCUUCUUGUCCGACACAACGAGGCGAUAAUUCCAAACCUUCACGCCUCGGGAAUCUUCUACUACCUUCUUCGGUUUGCCCAAGAUGUGGACGAAAUGUCUAUAGCGGCGCGUCUUAUCUCUCAUAUUCAUUUACGGCAAUCAGGACUUGAUGUUCCGCAUCUUAUAGAUGAUAAGCAAAAGGGAGAGAACAAGAAGGGUGUUUAUUCGCCUGAUCCCUUGACCCGUAUCUGCUUGAGGAGUUGGCUAGUGCGAGUAUUGCCAGUGUCAAUGGUUGCUCAGCUGUUGCGUCAUGGUCCUCGACGUUUCGCUACGGCGCUGUUCUCCGACGCAAACAACCCUGAAGUAGUCUGGAACGCUAAUAUGCGUAACCAAAUGGUGACGUAUAUUGAAAAAUUCAUGGAGUUACAUACUGAUGACAGCGGAAUGUUCUACAUUUCGGAGAAUGAAGGUUCAGAGCACAAGGCCUGUAUCGCUUUGAUCCAGUACCCGAAGGAAGUUCACGCACUACAGUGCUACCAGUACUACUUGCACAACCUUCUUGACGAGAAGAAUUUUCCUGGGUGGCCUAUCAAUGACGAGGUUGCUUUUUUGCAUGCUCUUCUCGACUCCGUCCACCGUUGGGUACACCCAGAGUUGUUGCUAACUGCUCGUGGUGCAACAGCCACUAAAGGUCAAUCCACAAAACUUCUCUCUGUGUUCGAUGCAGUUGAGUUGCUCGAUGCCAUCGCGUUGCUACUACGCCGUUUUCCUGACUCGCCAUCCGUCACGAUUCUACAAAACUUUUCGUAUUUCUUGGAGGCCCUGGAUCGAUGCACCUUGGAAUUGAAAGACAACCGUGUUGGCAAAACGACAAGAACGGUGUAUGAUGUGUCCAACACCAUCACGAGUAAAACUGCUUUUGUGAAGGCAUUUGGAAGUGCGAUUCGUGUAAUUAAUUUGGCGGUCAGUAUUUCAGACGAAAAUGCCCAUCAGUGUAGUUCUGGACUGGGUCUUCGAGUGCUUUGCAGCUCGCUUCAGUUGCUUUUCCACAAUGAUGAGGCACUGAGUUCUGUUGACGGAUGCGCGCCGAGCGUGAUGACACAUUGGGUGUUAGAAGCACUUGUGAACGUUCUGAACCAGCCAAGUGGACGUGUAUCGGCUGCCGCACAGUCAAUUGAUUUGCUACCUUGUUUGACACGUUUCCUUUCGCAAGAAAAUGAUCGGUUGGCUACAGAUUUAUCUCUCCAAAUCGUGUAUGAAAUGUCUGGAAGCUCGGGAGAAAUAGCUGAAGUCCUUUUGCUGCAGCUUGCUGAACACGGGAUUUUGUGGUAUUUGACACUCCUGUUGUUCCAUUACCAGCUGAAUCAUGAUGACAGCGACGGGGAUAUGCAGCGUAUUAGCAUCGGCGCAGCGAAGGCUCUGGGCAAAAUCUUGGAAGCCAACGCAAGAGAGGAGUCAAUCGCUGUAUAUGUCACGAAAAUGCAGACUACAAUCGAACAAAUUUUUACACGUCCGCUGGUAGACAUUUUACGACGAGCGGGACCUAUCAAAAUGCUAGACGUAUUUAUGAGUGAGGUUCGCGAGCCGCACGUGAUGUGGACUGAUCGUAUGCGGAAAGAGUUGAUUAGUCUUGCUCAGCGUGCAAUUCAGUUUCAUACAAAGAUGGAUCAAAGCGACGGGGAAGUGCGCAAAGUGUUUGAACUACCGCCGUACUUUAUGUUCGCGGCGCAAAAAGAAGAGCUAUGCGUGGCUGGCAUCUACGUCAAUUUCUUCAACGAAAAUCCGAAGAAUGGCCUUCUUGCUCAGAUUGCUGGAACCGUGAACAGCAAUGGAAGUCGUGCCGACUUGUUCAGGUCGAAGCCAACGACGAGGAAAGAAAUCCAAGCUGCCGCUGCAGCGGCCGCGGAGCUGGAAAACCGCACAGUAAGUGGACAUGUGAUGCACGGUCUACUGGCAGCGCUAUCAUACGACAUAUCGGGUGUGCGCGCGCAACCCCAGACACUAGAGAGUAUUUUACUUCAGCGCUUGCUUCCAGUGGCAACGGCUAUUAGAAACCUGCUGCAGUAUACGCCUGACAUGGAUGUGCAGAUUGUCCAGGCAGACGGCUUGGUGACGCUCUUGUUUGUACUAGACCACGAAACACAACCGCAGGGAUUCUCAUUUACGAAUGCGCCACUGCUGCAACUUCGCUGCAUUGAAUGCAUGCACAUGCUAUCAUUUAGUGGCAAAUGCGUCGACCCAUUGGCUACCGUAGUUCCUCCUUUCAUCAAAAGCGCAUUCCAAGUCGUGUACAAGAACCUUGCCCGCACCGAGGCUUCGACUGAGGGUCAGUUGGCUCGUAUAACGCUGCAGUUGCUUGGUAAUCUGUGCCUUAUCCCAGCCUGCAUCGAUAACCUCGUGAAAGGAAUGGACCCCACUAGCCUAUCAAACCUGUUGCCGCACGUGUGGUUGGGAGACUCGAUGACAAUACAGCUUCUCUUGUGCUUGCACAUGAUUCCUCUCAAGCGGCACACCCAAGCUGCCACCGAGUUUGCAAAGGCUGCAGUGAGCUCGCAACUUGCAGCAGCACUUCUUAAUCUGCUUUCUACGCUUGCGCCUCGAUCGAAGAUGGGAGAAAGCACAGCAACUAAACAGUAUGCUGCGCGUUUUCUUUCAGUGCUAUCAUCUAAUCCAGGAAGCGGUGGUGCUAUCUCGAGCUUGCUUAUUGCAUCCCGCGUCUGGGAAACCCAUGGUGACACUACUCAGGCGACGUCCGAAGACCUCCGCCGUUUGCUUGUGCCCCCGUACGCACCCGCGUUGCUAAAGGCACCCCACGCAAAUCCCAACAAGGUUGGAUAA
Molecule: messenger RNA, 7503 nt
Organism: Peronospora belbahrii
Lineage: Eukaryota; Oomycota; Peronosporomycetes; Peronosporales; Peronosporaceae
Source: the annotation of a GenBank genome assembly